This is a messenger RNA of Phragmites australis (common reed), 1701 nucleotides long. RefSeq names its product tyrosine--tRNA ligase, chloroplastic/mitochondrial-like. Gene Ontology annotation, biological process: tyrosyl-tRNA aminoacylation. The record is from RefSeq and is a predicted model, not a curated record. NCBI's taxonomy places the organism in Eukaryota, Viridiplantae, Streptophyta, Magnoliopsida, Poales, Poaceae. The coding region runs from base 64 to 1557 and encodes 497 amino acids. The transcript has a single exon. Gene Ontology annotation, molecular function: RNA binding; ATP binding; tyrosine-tRNA ligase activity. Gene Ontology annotation, cellular component: mitochondrion; cytosol; chloroplast stroma.
GUCGUGAACUGGUCGUGUGCCCUAUCGGCAGCGCGAGGGCGAGAAUCCUUCCUCUCUCCCCCGAUGGCGACCGCCGCCAUGGCCGCGGCCGCCUCCUCGCGGGCCUUCCUCCGCCCCCACCGCCCCCUCCUCCUCCUCUCCCACCGCCGCCGCUUAUAUGCGACCCCCGCCGCGGCGGCGGUCACGGAAGCCCGGCGCGGUGUCGUGGACGUGCUCCGGGAGCGCGGGCUCGUGGAGGCGACCACCUCGGAGGCGCUCGCGACGGCGCUCCCCGGGGAGCUCAAGGUGUACUGCGGCUUCGACCCCACCGCAGAGAGCCUGCACCUCGGCAACCUCCUCGGCCUCGUCGCGCUCUCCUGGUUCCGCCGAUGCGGCCACACCGCCGUCGCGCUCAUCGGCGGCGCCACCGGCCGCGUCGGUGACCCCUCCGGCAAGAGCGCCGAGCGCCCCGAGCUGGACAUCGCCGCAGUCUCCGCCAACUCCGACGCCAUCAAGUCCCUCGUCGCCCGGAUCCUCGGCCGCGUUCCCGAGCCAGCGCACCAUACCCAAUCCGGUGAAAACGCAGCUUUGAGGCAAAAUGAGCAGCCUUUGCCCAAUUCGGAAGCAGAAUUGUCAGAGAAGAUGGGUUCUUUCGUGAUCCUGGAUAACUACGACUGGUGGAAGGACAUCACGCUGCUGGAUUUCCUCAAGGAAGUGGGGAGGUUCGCGCGUGUAGGGACGAUGAUCGCCAAGGAGAGCGUCAAGAAGCGGCUCGCGUCGGAGGACGGCAUGAGCUACACCGAGUUCACCUACCAGCUCCUGCAGGGCUACGACUUCCUGCACAUGUUCAAGAACAUGGGUGUCAAUGUGCAGAUCGGGGGCAGUGACCAGUGGGGGAACAUCACGGCGGGAACCGAGUUGAUUCGGAAGAUCUUGCAAAUCGAGGGGGCGCACGGCCUGACGUUUCCGCUAUUGCUGAAGAGCGACGGGACCAAGUUUGGGAAGACAGAGGAGGGCGCAAUCUGGCUCUCACCGAAGAUGCUCUCUCCAUACAAGUUCUAUCAGUACUUCUUUGCGGUGCUGGAUGUCGACGUCAUCAGGUUUAUGAGAAUCCUAACGUUCCUGAGCUUGGAUGAGAUUCAGGAGCUGGAAGAGUCUAUGAAGAAGCCUGGAUAUGUGCCAAACACAGUUCAGAAGAGGCUUGCAGAAGAGGUGACCCGUUUCGUCCAUGGCGAGGAGGGGUUGGCGGAGGCGUUGAAGGCAACUGAGGCCUUGAGGCCUGGGGCUCAGACACAAUUGGACGCACAAACAAUUGAGGGGAUAGCAGAUGAUGUACCGUCAUGCUCUUUAGCUUAUGAUCAAGUAUUGAAAUCUCCCCUGGUUGAUCUGGCUGUUUCGACAGGCUUGCUUGCUAGCAAGUCGGCGGUUAGGCGGCUCAUCAAGCAAGGUGGUCUGUACUUGAAUAACAGUAGGAUUGAUAGCGAGGAUAAAUUGGUUGAGGAAGCUGAUAUAGUUGAUGGGAAGGUGCUGCUGCUGUCUGCCGGAAAGAAGAACAAGAUGGUUGUGAGGAUAUCUUGAUUGUUCUUAUUUGUUCAUUGUACUUAAUUUUCGGACAUUGAGGAAGAAUAGUAACGGCGCUGAGUCUUGUAUUCAAAUUAGCUGUCCACGAACAUACAGAUUGUUAAGUUGGAAAGGUUGAAUACACAUUCGUUUUGCUCUUCU